GUCGGGAUACUCAAUGCGGAAGUGACGUAAGAACACAUCCGCCGCUGUCAAGGGCAUCGAAAACUAACGUUGGACAAACCUAGCGGUAGCAGUUCGCACGUGUGUUCAAAGAAGACCGAUAAAGUUACAGUUUUCGGUAACGUGUACGGUAGACAUGGACGGGUUCGGUUCAGACUUCCCGGCGGGGGGGUCCGGUGGUAAAGUGGACACCGGGACGAUCAUGGAGCAAGUCAAAGUGCAGAUCGCGGUGGCUAACGCUCAGGAGCUGCUGCAGAGAAUGACGGACAAAUGCUUCAAGAAGUGCAUAGGCAAACCUGGAAGCACGCUGGACAACUCUGAGCAGAAAUGCAUUGCCAUGUGUAUGGACCGGUACAUGGACGCCUGGAACACCGUGUCCCGAACGUACAACUCCAGAUUACAGAAAGAAAGAGCUCGCAUGUGAACGUCCCUCUCUUCACACGUCCCUUUCCCGCCGCUGCUUACAGUGAGGAGGAGCACAGUGUUUCCACAGGAGCUGUGCACACUCACAGGUGUGCCGUGGCAUCAGCAGACCAUCAUCAUCCUCUCAGACGGGCGAGCAUGCGCCUGUGGACUCUAGCCAUAACAAUGUCUCUGUGGACAUUUCCAUCUUGCGCAGAGGAACAGUCCAGUAACAAAGUUUGAUGUAUAUGUACUGUUGCAAUCAGGGCUGCAGCUCAGUUAUUUUCUACAUCGGUUAAUCGUUUGGUCUGUAAAAUGUCCAUCUCAGUUUCUCAAAGUCCAAGUUGGUCAUUAAAUGUCUUGUUUUGUCCAAAACUCAAAGAUAUUCACUUUAAUGGUAUGAAAGAAAAGCAGGAAAUCUACAUUUGAGAGGCUGAAAACAUGAAAACAUGAACCAUUACUUGAAUAAUCGAUUAUAAAAAUAGUUGCUAGUUCCUGUCGAUCCUCUAGUUGUCUUUAAAUAAUAACUGCAUGAGCUUCCUACAGUGUGACACUAACACCUUCCUGCCACCAAAUAUAUAUAUAUAUAUAUA
Molecule: messenger RNA, 1013 nt
Organism: Cottoperca gobio
Lineage: Eukaryota; Metazoa; Chordata; Actinopteri; Perciformes; Bovichtidae
Gene: timm13
Product: translocase of inner mitochondrial membrane 13 homolog (yeast)
Exons: 3
Coding region: 155-442 (95 amino acids)
Source: RefSeq, a predicted model, not a curated record